CUGGCACCAUCAAACCAUCGCAUAGAAAGCAAACAACAACGCGACAACAACUCGGUACGCUCGGUGAGACCAGUUUGCUGUUACUUUUUCUGCUUCUUUACACCAAAAAGACGAUCGCUGGGCACGCUUGUACGUAUUGCCGGUCGGAGUACUACUCCGCUGCCUUAGUCCGUAGUCCACAGUUGCCCGUCUACCAGCACCAGCGCGUCUCCCCCCCCUCGCAGCGAUGGAUUACAUCAAAGAGCUCGACAUUCGACUCGACAAGGAGUACUACUACGCUGGCGAAGUGCUCUCCGGGCGGGUAAUAAUGCACACGACGGAGAAUUUCAAGCUGAAAUCUAUCCGGUUGCUGCUACGGGGUAAGGCGCACGUCGAGUGGAAGGUGUUCGUGUCCGGAGACAAAAGAACGGUGAAGGACGACCAGGUUUACAUCGACGAGCGGGCCGUCAUCUGGGGUGAGCGGGCUGGUGAAGGGCUGGACGUGACCGUGCCGGUGCUGGUGCGCGGUCAGCAUCAGUUUCCGUUUCGCUUCAACAUCCCCGAAACCAACCUGCCCUGUAGCUUCGAGUCACGUGCCUGUUACAUCCGUUACUUCGUCAAGGUCACGAUCGAUAUACCGUACGCGUCGCCACCGCAAGGUAUCAAGUACUUCACUAUCAUCGGACCGCACAUAGACUGCAUGGACGAGCAAUACCUGAAACCUGUUUCGGGCCAGGAUAAGAAGGUCCGAUGCUGCCUUUGCUGUGCCAAGGGUCCCGUAACGCUCAGCUGUUCGCUCGAUCGGACGGCCUUCUGCUGUGGUGAGACGCUGAAGCUGAAAUCAAUUAUCGACAACCAGGGUGAGGAGGCGGUUCGGCUGAAGGUGCGGCUGUUACAGUACUGCGAGUUCUUCGUCGAGCGAGGCGUCCUGGGCGUGACGAAGGAGGUGCAGCAUCUGGUGGUCGAGUACAAGGGCGAAACGGUGGUACCGGCCGAGCGGCAGGAUACCUGCGCCAACCUACGCAUCCCGACCGUGCCCACCACCAUGAUGGGGGUGUGCCGAUUGGCGCAGAUCUACUACACACUUGUGGCCUGCCUGGAGUUCGAUAAAUCGGGCGAUGAUUUGCAGAUUAACUUCCCCAUCACGAUCGGCACGGUGCCGUUUCGAAUACCGAACAGCAAUCUGCAGCCGCACAUAGGAUACGAUGUUGCCAUUGAUCACGUGGAAGGUGGCACCUACAUCGGGCCCGAGUUUCUGCUUGGCGAGGUGUACGAUGGUUGUAACGUGAGCGACAACGAGCAUCGUGACCUAGCUCCGCUCUACCGGCCCGUCUACCUUACCGUGGUACGCAGCUCGCAACAGAUAUCGGCCAAAGCGGUCGAGCGCAACAAUCGACGGCAAUCGGCAUCCGCGGCAGCCGGGACUGGGGCUGGGGCCAACUCGGACGGUGCUGGUGGACAAGCGAGUGGCAGCUCCGGUACUAACAACGGACCCAGCAGCAACAGUGACCAGCGCUACUAUCGGAAGUAGAACGGAAGCUGAACUCAUUCUUUCCAUUCUCGCGAUCCAUCCAAUCCAUCGACACCAUCCGUCAUCGGGAUGGGUAAGCAAUCCUCUUUCCGGUCGUGUUACGAGGGAAAUCUAUUUCUCCGAUUUGGAGGACGUACGUGCUUGAGGAUCGUGCGGGGUGUUUGGAACUAGCGCAAGUUAAGGUCAAACCCCGUCUGUCGUGCACCUCAUCGAAAGAGAGAAGCUAGAGCUUUAAAGUAUGAGCAUUAAUAGCGCCAUCGGACAGCGUGCAGAAUAGUAACAUGUUUUAGCCUUUCAGUCAGCCCCGUUAAAUGAUUCACGCACGUCUCUCGUAUAUGUUUAGCCAAGUGUCUUGACGAACAGUUCGGUCACAAUGUUCGAUGGCAACGCGGUUCACGGUUUCAAGGAAGAGUGCGAAACGAUAGUUUUAAAAGGCUACAAUUGCAACAGGAACACACGUGGAGACGGCCGUCACGCGAAGCAAAUAAGGCGCCAAACAAAUAAGUUGCCGCCACAUAAAUCUGGAAGAUAAGCAUGGCAGCAUAAAAUCAUUCGUAAACACCCCACAUUUAGUAAACUAAGGACACUUUUUCUCCUUCCGCGGAGUGUAUAACAAUGUAGUUAACGUCAAAACAACCAACCGAUAGUAGAGUACAAAAGCGCACUAACGUGAGGCCACAGGAAGUGUUUUUGGAAUCCACAUUCUCCUAGUUCCGGCCGUCGACGGUAUGCACAA
Anopheles darlingi is the source of this 2246-nucleotide messenger RNA. RefSeq names its product arrestin domain-containing protein 3-like. Gene Ontology annotation, cellular component: cytoplasm. The record is from RefSeq and is a predicted model, not a curated record. NCBI's taxonomy places the organism in Eukaryota, Metazoa, Arthropoda, Insecta, Diptera, Culicidae. Bases 227 to 1510 code for a protein of 427 amino acids. The transcript has 8 exons. Gene Ontology annotation, biological process: protein transport.